This is a messenger RNA of Cylicostephanus goldi, 906 nucleotides long. The record is from the annotation of a GenBank genome assembly. NCBI's taxonomy places the organism in Eukaryota, Metazoa, Nematoda, Chromadorea, Rhabditida, Strongylidae.
AUGAGGGAUAGUGGAAGUGGAAAAGUGCUGAAAAAAUCGGAUAGUUGUAAAACCGCAGAACUCGGAUCGCCAUUGUGGACUGCAAAACAACGAACCGAACAUGCACGCUCGAGACCAUCGAGAAGUAGGGGACGUACGUCAAGUCUGAGUAGCGGGCGACGCGGUCGGCCGCGCGAACGCGAAACGGAUGACUCGCGUCGUAGACGAGAACAGAGUGUGAAUCGACUGAUGGAAGAGGACGAAGUGAUGCGAAAGAAAAUGCGCGAAGCUGCCGAAAAACAUCAUAAACAGCGCAUGGAUGAUGAACAGACAAGAAUGAGACAGAUGGAAGAAUAUCGUCAGCGAGAGCUGCAGCGUCAGAGAGAACUAGAGGAGGCAGAACGACAAAGGCAAGAGGAGGAGCGUCGCAGAAUGGAAGAAGAACGUAGACGCCAGGAUGAAUUGCGAAGACAGCAGGAAGAGGAACUGCGAAGGCAGCGUGAAGAGGAAAUGCGAAGACAACGUGAAGAAGAGGAACGACGUAUGCGUGAGGAAGAGGAACGAUGUAUGCGUGAGGAAGAGGAACGACGUAGGCGUGCAGAAGAGGAACGACGUAGGCGUGAGGAGGAGGAGAGGGCAAGACUAGAAGCUCUACGACGUCAACGAGAAGAAGAAGAACGACAAAGAUUGGAAGCUGAACGUCGUCAACGUGAAGAGGAAGAACGUCAGAUGCAAGAAGCUGCUCAGCGCCGUCGUCAAGAAGAGGAACAACGAAGACGAGAAGAGGCAUGGCGACGACAGUCCGAAAGAGCAGAGGCUAACCGAAGAAGACGUGAGGAAGAGGAACGACAAAUGAGAGACCGUGAAGAGUACAUACGUAGAAGAGAGCAGGAAGAAGCACGUCUGGAGGAAGAGAGAAGUAAGUAG